GUAGUUCACUCAAAAAUCCUAGUCUGAGCCGAACAUUAAAGCUAAGCGAACGGAAAUAUUUUUAUUCUAUUUUGCUACAAAAAACCGUUCUUAGUCAAAAAAUUUGGAUUCAAAAAGUUGGUUAGAAAAAGGCAUUUGGUCGCCAAGCUUAUUUGUCUUUGAGAUAUAAAAACCCGAACUCACUGUAAAACUUGUUGAAUUCGUUUGAUCCGUGGAGUUUCAAGUUUAUUAAACCUAUUAUGAUGGCAAAGAAUGUUUACUCACCAAAGGCAGAAAACCUGUCUCGACAUGAGAUACUGGCUUGGGUAAACGAAACUCUUCAGGCAAACAUCAAGAAAAUAGAGGAACUCUGCUCAGGUGCCGCGUACUGCGUUUUAAUGGAUAAACUGUUUCCCAACUCAGUACAGCUGAAAAGGGUCAAAAUGGAAGCUAACCAGGAACACGAGUUCCUCAACAAUUUUAAGAUAUUACAGGGGGGUUUUAAAAAGAUGUCGGUAGAAAAGUUUAUACCCAUUGAGAGAUUGGUUAAAGGUCAAUUCACCGACAAUUUGGAAUUCUUGAAAUGGUUUAAAAAAUUCUAUAAUGCCAAUGAUAAAAGCAAGGAUAAUGCUUGUAGCGAGGUCCAUGAAGAUACUAGCUUAUUUCUAGACACAUCCAAGAACGACUCCAACUUAAUUCUAGACGAGACCAAGACCGACUCUAGCUUUGCGCUUGCAGGGACUGAUCAGUACUUGGAAGAGGAGUCCGAGGCCCAGGGAGAUGGCAUGCCUGAACCUAUGACAGAAGCCGACUUCAGCUUCACAACUGAUCAGCCCUUGGAAGAGGAGGAGGAGGCCAUGUCAAGUGAAGACGCUGGGCUUCAAAUGACGAGUUCCAUGCUCUUACUAGUUUGGAUGGAGCGCGACUUUUACUAUUCUAAAUUGCGCAGAAUCCAGGUUUUGUGUGGUGAAUCUGAAUGUCCUGAAGAGAAGGCGGUUUUGCAGCGCAUUUUAGACAUCGUGAAAUCGUCUGCUCAUGACUAUGCACUGCCAUAUAGUUCUUCAGAGCAGGAAGAACAGGAAGAAAAUUAAAUAUGAAACAAAAUCUGGAAAAGCAUGUUGAGCAGAAACAGAAGCAAGCAAACACUCAACGGUAUUCAUUUGUUGUCAACUGGAAUUUAUACCCCUAAUUUACCCAAAAUUUAUAUCGGUUUAAAUACUAAUUAAAUUAAAUGCUAAAUAACAGAGUCGAAGGCCUUAGAUGCUAUGGCUCUUUACCCAUA
Drosophila kikkawai is the source of this 1261-nucleotide messenger RNA. Its product is annotated as microtubule-associated protein RP/EB family member 1. Gene Ontology annotation, cellular component: spindle midzone; microtubule plus-end; cytoplasmic microtubule. Gene Ontology annotation, molecular function: microtubule plus-end binding. The record is from RefSeq and is a predicted model, not a curated record. Gene Ontology annotation, biological process: spindle assembly; protein localization to microtubule; regulation of microtubule polymerization or depolymerization. NCBI's taxonomy places the organism in Eukaryota, Metazoa, Arthropoda, Insecta, Diptera, Drosophilidae.